UUUAGGUUUAAAACGUCUACUUAAGGCUGUCAACGACGUUAGAAGUUAAAACCUGCAGGUUCUGUCGGUGUUAACAGCGCAGAGGUCUGAACGCGCUGAUUUGCUGCAUACCGCGGCUGCACCCGGCGGAUCUGGAUACCGGGAGGCGACCUCAUCAAACGACCGCUAUUGGUCACUUCAGGAAGAACGCGCCGGCCGCAUCGAUAAAACUGGGUCAUAUUAAUAAAGCGAGAAAGCCGAACAGGUGUGACGGGUCUGUGAUGCUUCGGUGAGCGAUGGCGGAGGCUGUGGAUGAGUCGGACUCCGGGCCGCACCGCAGCAGCCAAAGCCACCCCCUCCCCACAUCUCCACCUGAGCUGCACCCGGUGGACCGGCAGGCCAUCGUGAUCGAGACCUGGGACAGCACGGACGACAGCGGGCUCGCCGUGUCCGUGGACCGCGAUGAGGAGGGGCCCUCCGUCUCCUCCUCCGAAGAGAGCUGUUCCGGGGCGGGACGGCCAGGAGAGGGCAGGGACGCUCGUUCGCCCCCCUCCCAUGCCCCCGUCUCCCCCUCCUCCCCUGGGGUGCUGGGGGACCGCUCUGCCUCAGCCCCUGCCUUCCUCCUGCCCACGAGCUCCACCCCUGCCGCCCAACCACUGGUCAACCUUGUCAAGUCCUUGUCCACGGAGAUCGAGUCCAAGGAGGGCUCCUCCCCUUCCUCCCUCAGGCCCAAGCCCCUCCUCAGCCUGGUCAAGUCGCUCUCUACAGAGAUCUCCCGCCGGGAGCCGGAGGUGGCCCAGUCCAAGUCCGACUCCAAGCUCAACCUGCACCUGUGGAAGCAGCUGACCCAGUCCAAAGGCCAGGAGGAGGAGCCUGGAGCAGCCCCUCCGUCCCCCACCAGCCCCUCCCCCACGGAGCCCAAAGGGAGGUUCUUUAAGGCUGAGCUGGAGGACACCCGGCGCAAAUUCUCAGAGGCCAUGCAGGAGCCACUGAGCAUGCUCAGCAAGAUCAUCGGGGAGGACAGCCCCAAGCAACAGAGGGCGGCUGGGGCAACCGACUCCCCAGGGGGCGGUGGCUGUGGGGGUGGGGUAAGGGGUGGGGCCCAGGGCGUCGUUGACAGGGAGGCCAUGGAGGUGGAGGGUGAAAGGGUGCAGCGGGCUGGCGGUGAACUUCCGCCUGCCUGCGCCACGCCAGCAAGAAAGCCAAGGAGGAAGCUGGACCUCUCUCCUGCACUCUCCCGGGACAACAGGUACGAGAUCUGCACGUACGGAGACGUCAUCCAGGUGGUGGAGAUUGCGGGCCCCGCCGCCAGGGACGGCGUGGUGGCCCGGCAGGGACAGGAAGGACAAGGGCCCCAGGGACUGACGCGCUCCGUGCCGGGGAUGUGGCUGUUCUGCGUCUCCGUGCUGGCCUAUAGCUUCUUUGUCCUGCCUCUGCCCUCCUAUCUGGCGGGGCUGGCACUGGGGCUGGCUGGCGGCUUCAUGCUGGGCCUGCUGGUGGUGUUCCUCCUGGCCCCGCGCCGCUCCUUCACGUGCCCACACAAGAAUGCCCCAUCCCAGCAGGACAGCCUGAGGACCCAGACGCCCGGAGGAGAGCACAAGCAUCCAAAGGUCCUGGAGGGGUGGAUGAACGAGAUGCACGCGUACGACCCUGAGGCCUACCACCCGUCCCUCACCCAGCCCGUGCACGCCACCCUGGAGGGCUGCCGCCUGCGGCUGGCGUACCCCCGCGGCACCAUCCCGCGCCGCGCCACCUUCCACGACUCCCCCCAUGAGGCCGUCUUCGUCCGCUCACGCCGCUUCCAGCUGACCGGCAGCAAGGUGUUCCUGUUGCCAGCCGCCCUGGCACGCAAGCGGGUGUGGAACAAGAAGUACCCCAUCUGCGUGGUGCUGGCAGAGGGAGAGGAGGGAGGAGAGGAAGAGGCCCUGGGUGAGACGCACGAAGAGGAGAAGGUGGGGGCGGGGGCGGGGGCGAGCCCGCCCCCCGUUGCCCAGCCGGGCAUCCCCACCACCCUCUACCUGUUCGGCCGGACGGGACGAGAGAAGGAGGAGUGGUUCCAGCACCUGCUGGCUGCAUCCAAGGUGGGAGACCAGGACGGGGACCAGGACAGUGGCUCCAAAUCCGAUGUGUCCGCACAGCAGGGGUCCAGCCCCAUGGAUCAGGUGCAGUGCGAUGAGGGCUCCAGCAGGGGGAGCUCUGAGGACAUCCCCUCUCUGUUGCGGCUGAAGGACCUGGCGGGCAGCAUGCGGGAGAAGAUCUUGUUGGACUACAGCGCCUACAUGGCCCGAUUUGUCAGCCCCCCGCCCAGCCCCUCACAUGUCACUGGGGACAGCUUCUCGGACGACACCAAGCCCUGUGAGCCUGCUAGCAGUAACGGUGAGGCCCAGACAGUCUGGAUCAAUGCCCUCAUUGGGAGGAUCUUCUGGGACUUCCUCCGUGAAAAAUACUGGGCCGAUCAGGUGGCCCACAAGAUCCAGAAAAAGCUGACGAAAAUCAGGCUACCAUACUUCAUGAAUGAACUGAUCCUCGCCGAGCUGGACAUGGGCACAUGUAUGCCACAGGUGGUGAGCACCUCCAAGCCCUCCGUCGACAACAGAGGUCUGUGGUUGGAGCUGGAGGUGGCCUACACCGGCUCUUUCCAGAUGACCCUGGAGACCAAGAUGAACCUGUGUAAGCUCGGGAAGGAGGGUGGGGCAGAGGCCGACAGUGUGCCGGAGUCUGGCAGCGUGAGCUCCAGGCCCAGGCUGUGUGUUCUGGCUGACAGUGAUGAAGAGUCUUCGAGUGCUGGCUCCUCUGACGAAGAGGAAGUACCACCCUCCGAGCCCCAGGGAACUCAGGGAGACAAGGGCACUCCUGCUGGCGCUGACGUUCACGGUGGCGGCAGCACCAGCAGGAAGAUUUUGAGGUUUGUGGACAAAAUUGCCAAAUCCAAGUACUUCCAGAAGGCCACUGAGAAUGAGUACAUCAAGAAGAAGAUAGAGGAGGUGUCCAACACACCCCUCCAUCUCACUGUGGAAGUGCAGGAGCUCUCUGGAACACUGGCUGUGAACAUUCCACCACCCCCUACUGACCGAAUAUGGUACAGUUUCCGUGUGCCCCCCCGCCUGGACCUACGUGUGAGGCCGAUGCUUGGCGAGAGGGAGGUCACCUUCACUCAUGUCACUGAGUGGAUCGAGAGGAAGCUGCAGCGGGAGUUCGAGAAAGUGCUUGUGAUGCCUAACAUGGAUGACCUCUACCUGCCCCUAAUGCACUCUGGCCUGGACAGUCCUCCAACAUCCCAUCAUUCCCCGGUGCCACACUCUCACCAGUCACCAGAGGACAUGGUGCAGGGGGAGGAUUCUGUGUUUGAGUAGCGCCCUGCAGUGGAGAUGUACGGAAACGCACCCCCAUGCUCUGAGCAGCCUUCAAAUGGAUAUGUGAGGAGGUUGGAGGGUGGGGUCAGUGCACUGCUAAGCUGUAAGGAGAGUUUGGGUCCCCUGUCAAACACAUGGGUCUGCAGUUCAUAAGACUGACAGGCUGGAGCUGGUGAUUAGACUGGCCUGCUUUGGAGGGGAGUGAAACGGGUGCUACUGACUGAGCACAAGAGAUAUCAGCACCCCCUGGAGUCCAGCACUGGGAUAGCAUAUGUGUACAGCUUCAACAUUCGGUCUGUAAGCAGUACCAAACUGAGGCACUGCUGAAAAAAAACUGUUUAAAACAGUACCAGCUGGACUUGGGCAAAAGAUGUGCAGUGAAGCAUGCUGGGAUAGCUUUGUGGACUUCCAUCUUGUUACCAUGAGGUUAUCUUCAAUGAUUCUGAAGCUCAAAAAGAGAAGACUCCUAACUGAACUGCAUGGGCAAGGGGAUGUUGCACGACUGAGGUGUGGACUUAUCCUUACAAUGAGGCAGGAGCAUUGCAUUGUGGCUGGACUUUUCCCUCUCCUUGUAAAAGCUGUCUCCUCAUGAACAGCUGUAGAGGCCCGCAGAGAGGGGUCAG
Messenger RNA from Megalops cyprinoides (Indo-Pacific tarpon), 3955 nucleotides. Its product is annotated as testis-expressed protein 2-like. The coding region runs from base 276 to 3332 and encodes 1018 amino acids. Gene Ontology annotation, molecular function: lipid binding. NCBI's taxonomy places the organism in Eukaryota, Metazoa, Chordata, Actinopteri, Elopiformes, Megalopidae. The transcript is spliced from 12 exons. Gene Ontology annotation, cellular component: endoplasmic reticulum. The record is from RefSeq and is a predicted model, not a curated record.